Solenopsis invicta (red fire ant) is the source of this 4241-nucleotide messenger RNA. Its product is annotated as proton-coupled amino acid transporter-like protein CG1139. The record is from RefSeq and is a predicted model, not a curated record. Gene Ontology annotation, molecular function: amino acid transmembrane transporter activity. Gene Ontology annotation, biological process: amino acid transmembrane transport. Gene Ontology annotation, cellular component: vacuolar membrane. The transcript has 10 exons. The coding region runs from base 526 to 1947 and encodes 473 amino acids. NCBI's taxonomy places the organism in Eukaryota, Metazoa, Arthropoda, Insecta, Hymenoptera, Formicidae.
CACCUUGAUCAAGCCGAAUACUCGGCACACAUGCGCAGUUCCCUGGUGAACCAUUCGCUUCAUCCGACGCUAGACGUCGCUGGACUUCCAUCGUCGUAUGGAUCGCGAGACUAGUCACCCUCCCCGGCGUGACCUAAAGGGAGACCGUCCUUAAUUCUCGCGGAAGGCGCCGUGGGUGCCGCGAGCCGCGCGCGGCACAUUUUCUCCGUGUCCAGAGCACGCGUCCGCAGCCCCUCGCAACCCGAAUGAGCAGCCCACGUCGGGGGUUGCUGCCAAGAGGGUGCACACUCGCACGCACGAGAAUUUCACCUCGCGUCCUCUCAUUUCCCGGUCGUAGCUUUAGUUUACGCGCCGUACCUCGUGGGAUAGUGUCACCCUCGUGCGUGCUGAGCGACGGACGAAUGGGCUCGAACGUAUAAAAUACUGUAAACGGAGGAAAUAACAAUCUAUGCCAGCGAUUGCUGAAAGUUGAUUGGGACUGUAAUUGCGACACAAACAAACGAGUAAGAAGAAAUUUGUGUGACCAUGGAAAACUCAGAGAAAGAAUGUUUGCGAAUGCAACCGAUUGGCUUCCAAAGUCUUCAUAAGGACGUCAUUACGGACGGUGUAAAUUCUGAGUGCGUUGAUGGGGUAAAAAAUGGUGAAAAUAUAUUGUCUCCAAGUGAAGAUACGGAGGAUAAUUAUGAUCCGCAUAAGCAUCGGAACAGACCAAAUCCAACUUCAAAUUUCGAAACACUGGUUCACUUGCUAAAGGGCAGUCUAGGCACGGGAAUUUUAGCGAUGCCAAAUGCAUUUUACAAUAGCGGUCUAUUGGUCGGCGUCAUAGCUACAAUCAUCAUAGGCAUAUUGUGCACGUACUGCUUGCACAUACUCGUAAAGGCGCAGUACAAAUUGUGUAAACGGUUAAGAGUUCCUAUGCUGAGCUAUCCGGACAGCAUGAAAUUUGCUCUGGAGAAAGGCCCACGAAGUGUGAAAUGGUUUUCGCCCUAUGCACCAGGACUCGUAGACGGGUUUAUGAUAAUAUAUCAAUUGGGAAUUUGCUGCGUUUAUAUUGUGUUUGUAGCAACAAAUAUCAAACAGGUGACAGACCAGUACUGGGAACCUUUGAGUAUUUCGACCCAUAUGCUCAUUUUGUUGCUACCGCUGAUUUUAAUAAACUACAUUAGAAAUCUGAAGUUACUGGCGCCGUUUUCCACGCUAGCAAACCUUAUUACGUUCGUCGGACUCGCCAUGAUUCUAGUGUACAUGCUUGACGAUCUACCGCCGAUCAGCGAGAGGGAGCUGUUUGGCUCAUUAAGAAAUUUUUCCCUCUAUUUUGGAACGACGUUGUUCGCGUUAGAAGCCGUCGGUGUGAUUAUAGCUCUGGAGAACAAUAUGAAGACACCGAAAAGUUUCGGGGGAUACUGUGGUGUAUUGAACAUAGGGAUGACUGCGAUUGUUAUUUUAUACAUAGCCAUGGGUUUCUUCGGUUACAUAAAGUACGGACCCGAAGCAGCGGGAAGUGUUACUUUUAAUUUGCCAAAAGAACAAACUAUGGCGCAAAGCAUUAAGAUAAUGUUUGCCAUCGCCAUAUUCAUAACGUACGCCCUGCAAGCCUACGUGCCCGUUGAAAUUUUAUGGACCACCUACUUGGAUCAUCGAAUACGAAACCGUAAGCUUUUGUGGGAAUACGUUUGUCGGACCGUGGUCACUCUAGUCACGUUCGUUCUGGCGAUUGCUAUUCCGAGACUUGGCCUAUUUAUCUCGCUAUUCGGCGCUCUCUGCCUAUCCGCCCUUGGUAUUGCUUUUCCGGCGAUUAUCGAGAUAUGCGUGGCGUGGCCGGAGAGCGAUUUCGGCCCUUGCAAAGUCCACUUAAUCAAGAACCUCCUUCUCAUCAUAUUCGGUCUGCUGGGUCUCGUGGUGGGGACCUACGUCAGCAUCGUGGACAUAGUGAACUCCUUCAAGUGAACGCGCGCGCGAAUAUUUUCCGAAGCAGAGAGACGUAUGGGACGCAGCUUGCGGAGAAGCUUUGACGAUGGCGGACGACCUUAAAGUGUCGAUAGUACGUCGACAAGCAAACUAGCUCACAGGCCCGUCCCUCUCUUUUUCUGUCCCUCUGUCCUUCUUUCACCGCCAUAAAUUUACUUGGAUUUUAUAAGUAAUAAAAAAAUAGACGCGAUAGAGCUUGUCGAAGAGCACUCGAAAUCUCGAGACAACACAAUCCCCGAUUGCAAAAGGUCGGGAUUCAAAACUGUGAUGAAAUCUCUCCUAAGCAUGUACCGGAAGACGUCAUCUCACGCGGGUCGUUGUUAAAGAUUUUUAUUACUCACUUUAGAGAGGUGCAUAUUCUUAUUCGUUAAACUGGGCUGUAUGUAUACAUGCAAUGUGUGCGUACACAGGUACAUACGACGUACAAAGCAAAUGUUUCAGUAAUUGAAAAUACGUGAUGAACAGCCAAGAUUGUUUAAUCUCUGUAAGGAUUCACAAUACACGAUCUAAUUAUAUAAUUAACUGAAAUACGAAAUAUAUAAAACGUUAUUAUUAACAUACAAAAAUACGAAAAAUUUUUAUAUUAUUUCAAAAAUAAUGAAAAACAUCUGAAUGAACCAAUAUUCAGACAAUCUAAAACACAUUUAAUGCUUAUUAUUUAUAAAAUAAAUACAAAAAGUUAUCUUGGCAAACACGUAAUGUUUCUUUAAACAUUUUAAAAAUAUUAACAUAUCAACUUUAAUUUUUAUAAUAUUUAAAAUGAGUUUAUAAAUGUCUUAAAGUAUUUAAAGAUUACAAUUAAAUUUAAAUAUUAUAAAAAAACACAUUUAAAAUUAUUGAUAAUAGUGAUAUAGAAACAUAUCGAUCAUUGAAACAUUUAUCUUACAUCGUAUGUACGAAUGUUCUACUCUAGUAUACAUAAAAAUGUCACGCCUAAAACGGAUUUUAUAUAAUACACAUAAGUAUACGGAUAUCGAACAGAUAUUCACAAAAAAUUUUUCAAUUAGACAAUUUUAUUGGUAAAACAUUUGCGCUUAAGCUCUUAUCUCAGUGAUACGAGUACUUAGAAACACGGUUGGCAUUCACCUUUUUUUUUUUUAAGAUGGAUGUCGCAAUAAUCGAGGCUUGAAAAUGACGUAAAUUCUUUGAGCUGAGAAUUGGAAAUUUUUUAAUAAACGUACUUUGUAUCUAAAUCUUGUAUGUAUGGUGAUUUCAAUGAAUGAAAUAGAAAAGAAUUGUCAAAUCAUGUUAUCAACGUUUAAUAAAAUUAAGUUGGAACAAAAAUUUAAAUAAAAAAUUAGACAGUUAAUUUUUUUUUAAUGUAUUAUAUAUUGGAUCCUCUUAAAUUUGACAAUCAUUUUACAAAAAAUUCUGUGACUAUGUGUCUACCAAAUAAAUUUGUCUACCAAAGAACUACCCUAGAAUUAAAUACACUUUUUUAAAUUUAGGUUCGAUUCUACAGCGAUUUUGCUAGAAAGCAAUAAUCAAAUUGAUUUUCGUUACGUCUUAUAAGUUAGCGGAAAAAGUAAACAAUAAACGAAUUGUAAGUAAUAUUUGAUAUAAGUAUAUAUUUUAUAUACUUAUAUUAAUCCUAACUGAUAUUUGUUUCAAAAUUUUCUUAACUAGUAUUUGCGGAUUCAACACAUCUGACAAAAAUUUAAACAUUAAAUUUAAAUUAAUGUAUCUUUACUUAAAGUUAAUGUAAUUAAAUAAAUUUUCUUUUGUUUUGAAAAAACCAAAAUCCGAGGAAUAAGAUUAUGUAAGUUUACGAAAAAGAUUUGUUAUAAACACGACGCAAUUUCCAGAUUUUGGGUGUAAAUAAAAAAAAUACCUGGAUUCACACACUAAAGCCGCAAAUACCAAUUAAGGUUAAUUAAGAAAUUAAAUUUGCUUAUUUUAUUUCUCUAAUUUAUAAGACGUUUCUCUAUUGUCUUCCCUGUUUUGCUUAUCUUAUCAAAAUAUAUGAUUGAAUAUGUAUAACACUAAAAAAUAAUCAUAAAUAAUGAUUAUUGCGAUAUCCAAUUUGUGGGAAAUGUCUAAAUAUUAUAUUACUGAUAGAAAACAUUUUAAUUUCAUCUGAAUUCUAUGACACUCAAUCAUUUUAGAAUUUUAUUUAGCUUCAGAGUGUAGAAAAUUAAUGUAAAGCUUUGAGUUUUAAAUCUUCUGAUUCUAGAAACUUUUACGUUUAAUUUUCAGAAGAUCCAGCAACUCUUAAGCUCAUUCUAAAGAGAAAAAAAAAACACCAUUUCAACAAAGUGUGAAAUGUUGAAACA